This is a messenger RNA of Callorhinchus milii (elephant shark), 2244 nucleotides long. Its product is annotated as cGMP-dependent protein kinase 1-like. Gene Ontology annotation, molecular function: cGMP-dependent protein kinase activity; ATP binding. The transcript is spliced from 18 exons. The coding region runs from base 1 to 2067 and encodes 688 amino acids. Gene Ontology annotation, biological process: protein phosphorylation. The record is from RefSeq and is a predicted model, not a curated record. NCBI's taxonomy places the organism in Eukaryota, Metazoa, Chordata, Chondrichthyes, Chimaeriformes, Callorhinchidae.
AUGGGAACUCUCCGCCAUCUCCAGUUGGCUCUGCGAGAGAAGAUCGAGGAGUUGAGGCAGAGGGACGCUCUGAUAGAUGACCUGGAGCUGGAGUUGGACCAGAAGGACGACUUGAUUCAGAAGCUACAGAGGGAGUUGGAUAAGUACCGAUCUGUCCUGCGACCAUCAGCGCAGACAGAGGAGACCAACCAAGCCCAGGAGCACCAGCGAACCAAACGCCAGGCCAUCUCCGCUGAGCCCACCGCCCUGGACAUCCAGCAGAUCAGCGACGUCAGCCUUCCCUGUUUCUCCAAAAGCCCCCAAUCAAAGGAGCUGAUCAAAGGGGCCAUCAUGGAGAACGACUUCAUGAAGAAUCUGGAGGUGUCCCAGAUCCAGGAGGUGGUGGAUUGCAUGUACCCAGUGGAGUUCAUCGAGGACAGUUACAUCAUUGAGGAGGGGGAUGUGGGCUCCCUCGUCUACGUCAUGGAAGAGGGGAAGGUGGAGGUGACGAAGGGGGAUGUGAAGCUGUGUACGAUGGGGCCGGGGAAGGUGUUUGGCGAGCUCGCUAUCCUCUACAACUGCACCCGCACAGCCACCAUCAAAGCUCUAAGUAACGCCAAGCUCUGGGCUAUUGACCGACAGUGUUUCCAGGUCAUCAUGAUGAGGACCGGGCUGAUCAAACACACUGAGUACAUGCAGUUCCUGAGGAGCGUCCCCUCGCUCCAAGAUCUACAGGAGGACAUCAUCAGCAAACUGGCAGAUGUGCUGGAGGAGACUCAUUACGAAAACGAUGAGUACAUAAUCAGGCAGGGAGCCCAUGGGGACACCUUCUUCAUCAUCAGCAAGGGCAAGGUGACUGUGACACGGCAGGAUCCUGGCAACGAGGAGCCCAUCUUUCUCAGCGCUCUCUCCCGCGGAGACUGGUUUGGAGAGAAGGCCCUACAGGGAGAAGAUGUGAGGACCACAAACGUUAUCGCAGCUGAGGACGUAACCUGCCUGGUGAUUGACAGAGAGUCGUUCCGUCAGCUGAUCGGAGGCCUGGGAGAUGUGUCCAGUAAAGAGUUUGAGAGUGCCGAGCUACAGGCAAAGUUUGAGGCGGAAGCUGAGUUCUUUGCUGGUCUCGAUCAGAAGGAUUUCAAGAUCGUAGAAACUCUAGGCGUUGGGGGCUUUGGGCGUGUUGAGCUGGUGCAGCUGAGAAGUGAGGAGAGCAGAACAUUUGCGAUGAAGAUCUUGAGGAAACGUCACAUUGUGGACACUCAUCAACAGGAGCACAUCCGCUCAGAGAAGAUGAUCAUGCAGGAGGCACACAGCGCCUUUAUAGUCAGACUGUACAGGACAUUUCAGGAUAGUCAGUACUUGUACAUGUUGAUGGAGGCCUGCCUUGGGGGAGAACUGUGGACUGUGCUGAGAGACAGAGAAUCCUUCGAUGAUGCCACCACCCGCUUCUACACGGCCUGUGUGGUCGAGGCCUUUGCCUAUCUGCACCACAGAGAGAUCAUUUACCGGGAUCUGAAGCCCGAGAACAUCAUCCUGGAUCACAGGGGCUAUGCCAAGCUGGUGGAUUUUGGUUUCGCCAAAAAGAUUGGAUUUGGGAAAAAAACAUGGACCUUCUGUGGGACUCCGGAGUACGUGGCUCCCGAAAUCAUCCUGAACAAAGGUCACGAUGUGUCUGCGGAUUACUGGUCACUGGGAAUCCUCAUGUAUGAACUGCUCAUUGGCAGUCCUCCUUUCUCAGGCUCGGAUCCGAUGAACACUUACAACAUCAUCCUGAGAGGGAUCGACAUGAUCGAGUUCCCAAAGAGAAUCAGUAAGAACGCUGGACACCUCAUUAAAAGGCUUUGCAGGGACAACCCUUCUGAGCGUCUGGGAAACCAGAAGAACGGCGUGAAGGACAUUCAGAAACACAAGUGGUUUGAAGGAUUUAACUUUGAAGGGCUGAAGAACACAACUCUGACUCCCCCAAUCAUCCCCGCGGUCAGUGGGCCACUUGACACCAGUAACUUUGACAGUUUUCCCAAAGAUGCCGAGACCUUUCCUGCUGAUGAGGAUUCGGGAUGGGACUUUGCAAACUGCAGUGACAGCACAUGACAGGAGAGGUCACUCGGCUCAGUAAUGAUUCACCGAAAGCCACAGAAGUCGACCACAGUGAUAGCCAUCUCAGGAUUUAAUGGCACAGAAUUAGGAACAAUUCUUAGGGUCAGCUGCGAAAGCUGUUCUCUGAGACACUUAUAUUUUUGAAUUAAAAAAAAAAACCCGGUCUCUCAA